Siniperca chuatsi (mandarin fish) is the source of this 2072-nucleotide messenger RNA. Its product is annotated as E3 ubiquitin/ISG15 ligase TRIM25-like. The record is from RefSeq and is a predicted model, not a curated record. Gene Ontology annotation, molecular function: protein binding; zinc ion binding. Bases 27 to 1682 code for a protein of 551 amino acids. The transcript has a single exon. NCBI's taxonomy places the organism in Eukaryota, Metazoa, Chordata, Actinopteri, Centrarchiformes, Sinipercidae.
UACUUUCACAUUUAUUGUGAAGUGAAAUGGCGCUGCAGCUAGACCAGGAAAAACUCUGCUGUUCUAUCUGUCUGGAUCUCCUGAAGGAUCCGGUGACAAUUCCCUGUGGGCACAGCUACUGCAUGAGCUGUCUUAAAAGCCGCUGGGAUGAAGAGGAUCCAAAGAAAAUCUACAGCUGCCCUCACUGCAAACAGACCUUCACACAGAGGCCUGUCCUGGUGAAAAGUGCCAUGUUUGCUGAUUUAGUGGAAGCGCUAAAGAAGACAAGACUUCAAGCUGCUCUAGCUGAUCACUACUAUGCCACACCUGGAGAUGUUGCCUGUGAUUUCUGCACUAGGAGAAAGCUGAAAGCCCUCAAGUCCUGUGUGGUGUGCCGGGUCUCUUAUUGUGAGCUCCACCUUCAGCCUCACUAUGAAUCCCCUGCCUUUGAAAAACACAAGCUGAUUGAACCCUCCAAAAAUCUGCAGGAGAAAUUUUGCUCUCAUCAUGAUGAGAUGAUGAAGAUUUUCUGCCGUACUGAUCAGCAGACCAUAUGUAUUUUGUGCACCAUGGAUGGACAUAAAGGCCACGACACAGUCUCAGCUACAGUAGAAAGGAACGAGAAGCAGAGGCAGCUUGGGAUGAGUCGGCAAAAAAUCCAGCAGAGAAUCCAGGACAGAGAGAAAGAUGUGAAGGUGCUUCAGCAGGAGGUGGAGGCGAUCAAUCGCUCUGCUGAUAAAGCAGUAGAGGACAGCGAGAAGAUCUUCAUUGAGCUGAUCCGUCUCAUGGAGAAAAGAAGCUCUGCUGUGAAGGAACUAAUCAGAUCCCAGCAUAAAAUCGAAGUUAGUCGGGCCAAAGAGCUUGAGGAGAAGCUGGAGGAGGAGAUCGCUGAACUGAGGAGGAAGGAUGCGGAGCUGGAGGAGGUCUCGCACACUGAUCACAUCCAUUUCCUACUUAAUUACCCUGUGCUGUCACAUCUCAGUGAAUCUACAGACUCACCCAGCUUAAAGAUCCAGCCUCUGCGAUACUUUGAAGAUGUGAUAGAGGCUGUAUCAGAGGCCCAAGAUAAACUACAGGAUAUUCUCAAUGAGGAAUGGGCGAAGAUCUCACUAAAAGUCAUUGAUGUAGAUGUUUUACUGCCACAACCAGAGCCCAAGACCAGAGAUGAAUUCUUACAAUACACCCGUCAAAUCACACUGAAUCCCAACACAAUUAACGCCUGGCUGUCGUUAUCUGAAGGGGACAGAAAAGCAACAGUAAGGAGAGAAAAGCAAUUAUAUUCUAGUCACCCAGACAGAUUCACUGACUGGCUUCAGGUCCUCAGUAGAGAGAGUCUGACUGGACGGUGUUACUGGGAGGUGGAGAGAAGCAGUGGGGGAGUUUCAGUAGCUGUUGCAUACAAGGACAUCAGCAGAACAGGGAGUGAAAGUGGUUUUGGAAACAAUGACAAGUCUUGGGCGUUAGGAUGUUUCGACAUUACUUAUUAUUUCAGACAUAACAAUAUCAGAACUUUACUCUCAGGCCCUCAGUCCUCCAGAGUAGGAGUGUACCUGGAUCACAAGGCAGGAACUCUGUCCUUCUACAGCAUCUCUGAAACCAUGACUCUCCUUCACAAAGUCCAGACCACAUUCACUCAGCCGCUCUAUGCUGGAUUUUGGGUUUACUGGGUUGGAGACACUGCUGAGUUGUGUGAGCUAAAGUAGACAAGAGCUAUUAAAAGAGGCAAUAGGACAGAUUCUGUUUUUAGUUUUUAAAAUAAGUUUGCCUUAUGUUGCACUGUGUUCUCUGCAGUGGACACUGGACUUCUUAGAGAUCACCUAUUAAUCUAACAAGGUGGGCUGGACUGUUGUGUCUUCUUCCUUUAAAAUGUUGCUGAUGCAGUUUGAGUGUUUGGUGACCCAGCUCUUGUUCUUUUUUCACUCAAACUGGAAACUUGUGCAUCACUUUUUGUCCUGCAGAGGAUUUUCCCCAGAAACCAGCAAGUAUUUACAGCAGCAAAUUGAGUCACUUCUGAUUGUUGCAUCUUUAUGUUUUCUCUAAUAUUUUAUGCUCUCUCCUUGUUUUGUUACUUAUUAAAUCAAUUAAAAGCGCAA